CGCGGAUAAGGAUAAAUGUGAUUGGCUGCGCCGCACGUCCAUCUCCACAUGUAUUUCCGGGUCCGGUAGCUGUGAUCACACCGUGGCACGUCGGGAGCGUUAGAAGGACAUAGUGUAACGUUUAUAAACAGCGUGAUGCUGUCAGAGGUGUUCCAGGUGGUGAGGGGUGCCAGCAGGGUCGGUGCCGCCUUCGCCACCACACAGGCAGAGCAGCUGAGGUUGAUCGCCUGCAACUCCACGCUGGGAGCCGGAAUCAAAGCUGCACAGGAUGCAGUUGGGGCUUGGACUGGUACCAUGAUAAAGCAAGACAAGACGACUACGUCUGAAGAGUUCCCGGACAUCGAAGGAUGGGACCAGAUGGAGGACCACGAGGCAGCCAAAUGGGCCGUGGGCUCGGAGCUCGCACCGGAUACCUUUAGCAAGGAGGACAUUUACCCUCCUGGAGGAACACCAGCAGGAACCAGCAGGAACCAGCAACCUAACCCUAACCCUGGACAAAGCGCUCGGUUCCUGCACGUUUCAGCACCUUGUAAUCACGUGAGGUUCGUUCAUGACUCCGUUGUGGCCAGACUGAGUCCAGAGGACAUACAAAAGGCCAGGGAUGUUAAACAGAGCGCCGCCCGUCCUGUUCGCCAGAAGCUAAGCGAGCGAGCUAAAGAAAGGAAGGUUCCUGUCACACGGAUUAGCAGACUGGCAAAUUUUGGGGGUUUAGCUGUUGGACUCGGUCUUGGUGCCAUUGCUGAAGUUGCAAAGCAAUCUUUUGGAGGCAAAAAAUCCAAUACCGGUGCAGUGUUGGACUCUCCGCUCCUGUCUGAGGCCAAUGCCGAGAGGAUUGUUAACACACUCUGUAAGGUGCGAGGAGCAGCGCUGAAGAUUGGACAGAUGCUGAGCAUUCAGGAUAACAGCUUUAUUAAUCCACAACUACAGAAGGUCUUUGAGAGGGUCAGACAAAGUGCGGACUUCAUGCCGGCCUGGCAAACCACGAAAGUUCUUGAGGACGAGUUGGGCCCUUGCUGGAAGGACAUGCUCCUGACAUUUCAGGACAAACCCUUUGCAGCAGCCUCCAUUGGUCAGGUGCAUCAUGGAGUCCUGCCCGAUGGAAGAGAAGUGGCUAUGAAGAUCCAGUAUCCAGGAGUCUCAGAGAGCAUUAAAAGCGACGUGAACAACCUGAUGUCCGUGUUGAAGAUGAGCGUGCCACUUCCUGAGGGUUUAUUCGCAGACAGCAGCCUGGAGGUCCUUCACAGGGAGCUCGCCUGGGAGUGUGAUUACAAACGAGAGGCAAAUUGUGCCAAGCGCUUCAAGACCCUAAUGGAAGGAGACCCGAUAUUUAAAGUACCUGAGGUCAUCGAUGAGCUCACCACCUCUCGUGUGAUCACCAUGGAGCUGAUUAAUGGAGUCCCACUGGACAGCUGUACGGAUCUGGAUCAGGAGACCAGGAAUAAGAUUUGCUUCAGCAUCCUGCAGUUGUGUCUGCGAGAACUUUUUGAAUUUCGCUUCAUGCAGACGGAUCCCAACUGGUCCAACUUCUACUAUAAUGCUGACGAGGACACGAUUUACCUGUUAGACUUUGGAGCCUGUCGAGAAUACCCAGAGUCCUUCACUGAUGACUACAUUGAGGUGGUGCAUGCAGCAUCAGUGGGUGAUCGAGCCAGAGUUCUACAGAAGUCCAAAGACCUGAAGUUCCUCACUGGUUAUGAAGCCAAGGCCUUUGAGGAAGCUCACGUGGAGGCAGUGAUGAUCCUGGGAGAAGCAUUCGCCUCUUCAGACGCCUUCGACUUUAGCACUCAGAGCACGACGCGUCGGAUCCACAAUCUGAUCCCGGUGAUGCUUCGUCACCGCCUCGCUCCUCCUCCAGAAGAGUCGUACUCGCUGCACCGUAAGAUGGCCGGCUCCUUCCUCAUUUGCUCCAAACUACAGGCACAAAUUCCCUGCCAAGAAAUGUUCCUAAACAUCUAUAACACUUAUAAACAGCGUCACCAGGGUGCAGGUGGAGAAUAGACUCAGCCAAGGACCGUCUGGAGUCCGGCGUCUGGCGUCUGGGGAGAUGCUUUUAGAUGAACUUGAGUUUUCAGAACUAUGUUUGAUUUUUUAUACUGACUGAGUGUCCUGACUGAUCAAGUUUAAUCAUAAAUAAAGAGAAACCAUA
Molecule: messenger RNA, 2146 nt
Organism: Tachysurus vachellii
Lineage: Eukaryota; Metazoa; Chordata; Actinopteri; Siluriformes; Bagridae
Gene: coq8b
Product: coenzyme Q8B
Exons: 15
Coding region: 136-1998 (620 amino acids)
Biological process (GO): ubiquinone biosynthetic process
Cellular component (GO): extrinsic component of mitochondrial inner membrane
Molecular function (GO): kinase activity
Source: RefSeq, a predicted model, not a curated record